Molecule: messenger RNA, 1081 nt
Organism: Thamnophis sirtalis
Lineage: Eukaryota; Metazoa; Chordata; Lepidosauria; Squamata; Natricidae
Source: RefSeq, a predicted model, not a curated record
AUGUUGAGUUUACAGGUUGCUAUGGGGACUCACAGCUGUGCUGGCUGGGGGAUUCNUCCAAACCUUCCCGAUAGUACAGCCAAAGAGAUCUACCACUUCACCUUAGAAAAGAUCCAACCUCGUGUAAUUUCAUUUGAGGAACAGGUUGCUUCUAUAAGACAACAUCUCGCAUCCAUUUAUGAGAAAGAAGAAGAUUGGCGGAAUGCAGCACAAGUGCUGGUGGGGAUUCCUCUCGAAACAGGACAAAAGCAGUACAAUGUGGAUUACAAACUGGAAACUUAUCUGAAAAUUGCGCGACUUUAUCUGGAGGAUGAUGAUCCCGUUCAAGCUGAGGCUUAUAUAAAUAGAGCAUCCCUUCUUCAAAAUGAAUCGACCAAUGAGCAGUUACAAAUUCAUUAUAAGGUAUGCUACGCUCGUGUUCUUGACUACAGAAGGAAAUUUAUUGAAGCUGCCCAAAGAUAUAACGAGCUUUCUUAUAAAAGCAUAGUCCACGAAAGUGAGCGGCUCGAAGCCCUGAAGCACGCCUUGCAUUGUACGAUCUUAGCCUCAGCAGGACAGCAGCGCUCCCGAAUGUUAGCCACCCUCUUCAAGGAUGAAAGAUGCCAGCAGCUUGCAGCCUAUGGCAUACUGGAGAAAAUGUACCUUGACAGAAUUAUAAGGGGAAACCAGCUGCAAGAGUUCGCUGCCAUGCUCAUGCCCCAUCAGAAAGCAACAACGGCUGAUGGUACUUUGCCUAGUAUGGUCUAUGAAGCUGAUGUGCUACUUGGUUUUGUUUUUCAGGCAGAAAAGAUAGCCUCCCAGAUGAUAACCGAGGGACGCAUGAAUGGCUUCAUUGAUCAAAUAGAUGGAAUAGUCCACUUUGAAACACGGGAAGCCUUACCGACGUGGGACAAACAGAUCCAGUCUCUUUGCUUCCAAGUUAACAAUCUUUUGGAGAAGAUAAGCCAGACCGCCCCGGAAUGGACAGCACAAGCUAUGGAAGCUCAAAUGACUCAAUAGACUUUCAACUUCUCCCCCACACCCCUUCUUUGGAUGUUUUUUUUUUCUAAAAAAAAAUGUGAAAUAAACCUAGGAAAUUGAA